GGGCAAGAUCAUCUGUGGAUACCUUGGGCUCAACAUGAACAUAAGGCAGCUCUUCCGGUCCUCACAUCUCCAGUGGGCUUGGAGGGCAACCUUCCCGAAACACAUCCAGCGGAGGCUCCAGCGAGCCAGGCGAUGGGCACAUUCUGAAGGCGGCACCUACAGAGCAGUGAUUUUUGACAUGAGUGGAGUUCUCAUUCCUUCUCCAGGGAGAGUGGCGGCAGAAUGGGAACUACAAAAUCAUAUCCCUCCUGGAACUAUACGGAAGGCCUGGAUCUCAGGUGGCGAGAAUGGGCCCUGGAUGAAACUUAUGAGGGGAGAGAUAACAACAGAGGAUUUCUUGCAAGAAGUUGGGAGACUUUGCUCUGAAAUUGUGAAGACCUCUGUACCUGUGGGCUCCUUUUUCUCUCUGCUGACCAGUGACCAAGUGGCAAAGCAGUUCCCAGUGAUGACUGAGGCCAUAACUCAAAUUCGGGCAAAAGGCCUUCGGACUGCAGUCUUGAGCAAUAAUUUUUAUCUUCCCAAUGGGAAAAGCUUUUUGCCCCUGGACCGGAGACAGUUUGAUGUGGUCGUGGAAUCCUGCCUAGAAGGGGUCUGUAAGCCAGACCCCAGGAUCUACAAGCUGUGCUUGGAGCGGCUCGGCCUGCAGCCAUCGGAGUCCAUUUUUCUUGACGACCUUGGACCAAACCUAAAAGCUGCUGCCAGCCUUGGCAUUCGCACCAUUCAGGUUGAUGACCCAGAAACUGCCGUAAAGGAAUUAGAAACCCUUUUAGGCUUUACGAUGAGAAUGGUUAUUCCAAACACUGGCCCUGUGAGAGAAAUAGUGGAAAUUCCACAAGAUUCCUUGGAGAAGUACCUCAAAGACCUACUGGGGACCCAGAGCACAGGUCCAUUGGAACUCCUUCGGUUUGAUCAUGGGCAGUCCAGUCCAACCUACUAUGUCAGGCUCGGUAACCACCAGCUGGUUCUGAAAAGGAAACCCCCGGGGACACUCGUUCCAUCCACCCAUGCAGUAGAGAGGGAGUUCAGCAGGAUAAUGAAAGCCCUUGCCAAUGCUGGAGUGCCUGUUCCCAAAGUUCUUGACCUCUGUGAAGAUUCAGGGGUCAUCGGCAUGCCCUUCUAUCUGAUGGAGUACUGCCCAGGCCUCAUCUACAGAGACCCCUCUCUGCCAGGCUUGGAGCCCAGCCAGAGGCGGGCCAUAUACACUGCCAUGAACAGAGUCUUGUGCAAAAUUCACAGUGUGGACCUCAAGGCUGCAGGCUUAGAAGACUACAGGAAACACGAGGACUAUAUUCCACAGCAGAUGCAAACCUGGAUUAAGCAGUAUCGAGCCUCAGAAACGGGCACCAUCCCGGCGAUGGAGAGGCUCAUGCAGUGGCUGCCCCGCCAUCUUCCCAAGCAACAGAAGACCACAGUGGUGCACGGGAACUUCAGGCUGGACAACCUGCUGUUCCAUCCAGAGAAGGCCGAGGUGCUUACUGUCCUUGACUGGGAGCUCUCUACCUUAGGCGACCCCCUUGCAGACGUGGCCUUCAGCUGCCUGGCUCACUACCUGCCGUCCAGUUUUCCUGGCUCUCUGCUGCAAGGUUUGCGUGACUGUGAUCUCACUCAGCUGGGAAUCCCUACGGCAGAGGAGUAUCUCAGAAUGUACUGCCGUCACUCGGAGAUCCCUCCCCCUGAGAACUGGAACUUCUACAUGGCUUUGUCCUUUUUCCGAAUGGCCAUAAUCCUGCAAGGAGUCCGCAAGCGCUCGCUCCCAGGGCAAGCAGGCUUGGCAGCCGCCGAACAAAAUGAAAAGCUGACUGAGUAUGUGUCUAACCUGGCCUGGGAUUUUGCCGUCAAGGAAGGGUUCCGGGUUUUCAAAGAGAUGCCACCACAAAACCACUAAUGAGAUCCUGCCGCACUCAGGCCGGUCAUGGCCCCUGCUGAGCAACCCCCCCACCCGCUGGAGCAGCUCACAGACUCCUCCCCAGCUCAGGCCUCAAAGGGCGCUCUGGUUCUCUGUCCAGACGGUCUUUUCGCACCUCUCAGGGACCUGUCUCAGUGACUGCGGCACCCCGAGGAGUCGGAGCUACGGCCUCCCCACCACCAGCACAGCUGGACGGAGAGCAGCGUGUUGUGAGCUGGUAAGAUGUCAACAGGGCAGGACCUCAGCUCACUGACCGGACACGUCUAUUCCCCUUGGAAGCAGGGAAGAGACAGGAGGGCCAAGGUGAAUUCAUCUUGGCUUUGCAUCGUCAUCGGGGAGAGCCAGCUCAAGAUGACUCAGCUCUCACUUCCUGGGCUCAUUAUUUUAUGCAUAUUUGUAUGAUGUAAAUGUGAAGCCGUGUGAAAUAAAAUGCGUCAGUUCAUUAA
This is a messenger RNA of Lutra lutra (Eurasian river otter), 2352 nucleotides long. It is a transcript of the gene ACAD10, whose product is annotated as acyl-CoA dehydrogenase family member 10. The record is from RefSeq and is a predicted model, not a curated record. Lineage: Eukaryota; Metazoa; Chordata; Mammalia; Carnivora; Mustelidae. The transcript is spliced from 13 exons. The coding region runs from base 35 to 1885 and encodes 616 amino acids.